CACCGGGAAGGAAAAGAAGAAGGGGUUCAUCUUUUGGAGCAACCCAACUCUAAUCUCCCUCCUGGUCUAAUUAGCUGACUCUGCCGGGUCGCGGGCAGGGCCACGUACCCCGGAUAAACACGCCAUGUGAGGAUGUAAAUCGAGGGUGACGCCUGCGGGUAAUGGAUGGUGAAUGCGUCAAUGCUAAGCCGAGCCUAAGACCAUUUCUGUCUCCUUCCACCGGCUUCAUCCGUCCUCUGCUUGCAGAUCCUAGAUUGCUUGUUCAAACAACCCGAGGCCGGUACCCCGAGCUAGUGCACACGGUGCUCUGGGCCGUCGCCUCCUGAGACACGAGACACUAGUUAAAUAACUCACUCUUUAAACUCACCUUUGGCCCGUCAAAGUCCCUGCAGAGAGAGGGAGGGAGCAGAAGGAGGACAGGUUGAAGACACAUUAGAUCACAGCCGAGCAGGGACAGGUGAGCUCCUCCUUCGGACUGCAACACUGAGCAGAGACGAGCUGGUUUGUCACCCGUCGAGAGUCGUCAGCUGUGCUUGCUGUUAAUAAUUAACCGCCACAAGAGUGCUGACUACUUUUAUCAGCACUUCUGUGGUCUCUUCAGGUACAGAUUCAUCCGCUGUUGAAAUACUGUUUAAACGGUGCCGGAGAAACGGGAGAAACGGGACAUAUAUUUAAACGCAGUGAUGAGACACACGCAGCAACUUGUGUCAUGUAGCGCCUUGAAAGAGAUUAUUUCUUUUUAUUGUGUGUGUGUGUGUGUGUGUGUGUUAUUAAGCCUCUCCUCCUGGUCAGGACAUGGCCGGGUACAAGCCAAAGGUGAUUUCUCUAACCAAGAGGCCGGGUCAUUCGUUUGGCUUCUACUUGAGGGUGGAGCAUGCUGUGGAGGGUCACCUGAUCCGCUGCCUGGAAAUGGGAGGUCCAGCUGAGCUGUCCGGCAUGAAGGAUGGAGACCGCGUUCUGCAGGUCAACGGAACGCCUGUUGAUGAACUUACCCAUUCGGAAGUGGUGGACAUGAUCAGGAACAGCGGAGCAUCGGUUACAUUUCACACCCUGGAUGAAGCCUCCUACAUGGAGGCCAAAGCAGCCGGAGUGAACCUGUCCGAUCGUCGGAGCACUCCGGUUGCCAACGGUUCGGCCAAACAGCCUCUGAAACCCAAACUCUGCUACCUGGUGAAGUCCAGCUCAGGCUACGGGUUUUCCAUUCGCUCAGCCAAAAAUGAGGACGGUUUGUUCAUGACCGAGGUGAUCCCAGGAGGUGUCGCCGACAGGGCCGGGGUCCGUGCCAACGACCGCCUGCUGGAGAUCAACGGAGAGAACGUAGAAGGCUCCACGCACGAUCAGGUGGUGGCCAAGAUGAAGCUGGCCGGCAGCAGCAUCAUGCUCCUGCUGGCUGACGAGGAGACGCACAGGCACUACAAGAACCGCCAGGAGAAGAUCGCAGCGUGGUUUGCCACCGCGCAGCAUCUCCCGCACAAGCCGCGCAUCAUCGAAAUGACCAGAGGCUCCGAUGGCUAUGGCUUCCUGCUCGAGCAGGAGAAGAACCGAAAAGGCCACUUCAUGAAGGACAUAGAGCGAGGCAGCCCGGCGGACAGAGCGGGUCUGCAGGAGAUGGACAGACUGGUAGCCGUGGAUGGCGAGGAGGUUCAAAGCUGCAGCCACGAGCAGGUGGUGGACAAGAUGAGGCAGAGGGGAAACGCAUGCCGCCUCCUGGUGGUGGACAAAGUCACGGACCAAAUGUAUAAGCUGGGAGGAGUGUCUCCCAUGGUCUUCUUGGGGGAGAUGAAAGAUUCCAACCCACCGCCUAGCUACAUAGAAGCCCUCAAUUUACCUUCUCCCGCCCAACAAGCCACACCUGAACAAAGUAGGCAGGAGGAGCUAAAGCCCAAACUGUGCAAGAUGGAGAAGGACUCCAGUGGCUAUGGCUUUCACCUGAACAGCCUCCAGGGGGUGUUUGGACAUUACAUCAAGGAGGUGGUGAAAGGUGGAGCAGCUGACACGGCGGGUCUGCAGGACAACGACAUUGUGGUGGAGGUGGACGGGGUGAACGUGGAGGAGAGGAGCCACGAGGAGGCGGUGGCCAUCAUCCGCGGCAGCGGCAGCUCGCUGGAGAUGCUGGUGGCUGACAAGAGCGUCUACGACCACUUCAAAGCCAAAGGAGUGACCAUCACGCGCCUGCUCCUCGGACAGACCUCUUAUGCUCAGGUCCACACUGCAGACACCCACGAGGAACACGGGGAACGCGAGGAGGCCAGACCCCAAACCCCAACGGAACCAGCGAGAGAGAGGACCACAUCAACUUCAUCUGAAGACAGUUCUGACGAGAGACUCUGAAAAAAAAUCACCAAAUCGACCCACUCUCCAAUUCGGCCUUAUAAUGGCUUUCUCAAUCUAACGUGUAUCCAUCAUUUUCUAAACAAUCAGCUCUGAGGACUUCACACAUGCAAUCGAUAUCACAGGAGACCAGCGAUGUGGACAGUCCAGACCGUUGAUAUCUAAACUCAGGUGGGAUAAUUGCAAGUUUAAAGAGCUGAAAAUACAUUUUUGUGGAUACUUCGAUCUUCCUUUGAUGAAAAUAUUCAAUUUACUUGUAGACAACUAAUGUAAAAUAUCUACCAAAACUUAAGAGCUUAAGCUACUGCUAUUAUUGCCAACAGUAAAUACUGAGGCCUUUCAUGUACUUUUUUCCCCACCGAAUGCAAAAACUACUGCCUUUAUUUAAAGAACAAAACAUGAAAAAAAAAAUUUUCUCCCAGUUUUAAGAGAAUGAAAUGAAUCAAAAUGUACACAAAGACCAAUAGAUCAAAACCUACUAUCUGAA
This is a messenger RNA of Gasterosteus aculeatus aculeatus (three-spined stickleback), 2818 nucleotides long. The record is from RefSeq and is a predicted model, not a curated record. NCBI's taxonomy places the organism in Eukaryota, Metazoa, Chordata, Actinopteri, Perciformes, Gasterosteidae.